Messenger RNA from Galdieria sulphuraria, 1923 nucleotides. RefSeq lists its product as uncharacterized. The coding region runs from base 76 to 1254 and encodes 392 amino acids. Gene Ontology annotation, biological process: iron-sulfur cluster assembly. The transcript has 2 exons. NCBI's taxonomy places the organism in Eukaryota, Rhodophyta, Bangiophyceae, Galdieriales, Galdieriaceae. Gene Ontology annotation, cellular component: cytosolic [4Fe-4S] assembly targeting complex. Gene Ontology annotation, molecular function: protein binding. The record is from RefSeq and is a predicted model, not a curated record.
UGUCCGACUGAAAUUGUUACACAAUUGAGAUACACAAAAUAUUCUUGCAAGAGCCGUUGGAGAAUUGUACGUCGAAUGCGGCUUCACAAAAUUGCGACGCUGGCAACAGGUAGGAAGGAUCCAAUAUGGUCUAUUUCUUGGUGUCCUACUGCUUCCAUACUCGCUUCGGCGGGAAGUGACUGUUUGGUAAGACUUUGGGCAUCUCAAACUGGAGACAAUAAACAAACCGAAGUGAUCCAAAAAGACUCCGAACAGCCUCAAGAGUGGUGCUGCCUUGCAACUUUUGGAGCUAAUCUUUUUCCAAGAACUUUAAGAUGCGUUGCUUUUAAUCCAAGGUUGCCUUUCUUGGCCUGUGGUAGUUUUGACUCAUAUGUUUAUACCAUGAGAUUAAGCAGCAACUGUGAAGAAGGCUCCGAAUUGAAUUUACAGGAGAUCUUAACUGCUCCUCCCAAACUUCAAUUAACUUCAACUUUAGAAGGUCAUGAAAGUGAGAUCAAGUGUGUUGCUUUUUCCUCUUCAGGUGCGCUUUUAGCGAGUUGUAGUAGAGACAGAACGAUAUGGUUGUGGGAAUUGGGAAUCGACAAGGAUGAUUUCGAGUCACUGAGUAUACUGGAAGGACAUACACAAGAUGUAAAGUAUGUGAUUUGGCAUCCUUGUAAGGAGCUGUUAUGUUCUUGUAGUUAUGACAACACUGUAAGAAUGUGGGUCGAAGAUGAGUACGAUUGGUAUUGUUGCUCUGUAUUAAGUGGACACUCGUCAACUGUAUGGGCAGCUUCAUUUGAUAAAUUUGGAGAGAGACUUGUCACUGUUUCAGACGAUCGAAGUGUUAUAUUUUGGAGACAAAUUCCUAGACGUACAGAUGAAGUUGGACGGGAUCCUUCCUGGGAAACUUUUUGUGUAUUAAGAGACCAGCAUGAGCGAGCUAUCUACACAGUUGAUUGGUCCCAUCAAAGUGGCCUUGUAGUAACUGGAGGUGGCGAUGACGCAUUACACAUUUAUCAAGAGAAUGCUUUGAGAAGGAAUGAAUCUUCAGACGUCACAGAAGAACAAUUUGCUCCUCAUCGGGAUUUAGCUGACGAUAGUGGAGAAGUUUCUCAUCAUGCCGAACCUUUUUCUAUUGCGGCUGUCCUGCUGAACGCCCAUGAAGGGGAUAUCAAUUGUGUGAAAUGGAAUCCACUGGAUGGUUACGUGUUUGCUUCUUGUGGCGACGAUGGUUUUAUUUAUAUCUGGCAAGUGAGAAGGGAUACACCCUGACUUGUAGAUGAAAUGCCUCAAUUGAAUAACAGUUUGCUCCAAACAUCAUUUGUUGCUUUUUUGUGUAUCUACAUUCGUAUUAUUUCCAUACCAACCAACGUAAUGCCAGAGUUGACUUUGAUAAUCAUAAAUAAAGUAAUGACCGUUUCUGUCGUAGUACCCCCCAUUGCUGUCAUAAUAUCCUCCGUACUCAUCGGACUGACCUAAGAUUUGAAUACCAUUCAAUGCAACUUUCUGUUGUGGAAGCGUAAAGCACUUCCCUCCAACGUUUGACGACAAAGUUCCAAGUUGGUUGGACGAACAUGUUGGGGCCUCCGCAGUAUUAGGCGUACCAGAGCCAGUCUUACCACCUCCAUACAUACUUAGCCUUGCUGCCGCAUCUAUCCUCCUAAGUUCCUUCUCUAUCUGCUUGGAUUCCUUCUUUUUCGUUUCGUUCUCACGGUGCGACCUCUUCAAAUAGUUUUCUACAUUGUGCUUGUGGCGUAAACCCUAGACCAGUUGAAGUCAAACAACUGUAUACACAUGUUUCCGUACUUACAUUUUCGUGCUGCUGCAUCUGAAUUUUAUUAUUAGCUAUCCAAGUGUUACAAUAUUUGCAAUAGUGACGUUGUUGCGAUAUCCAGUAGUCCGCCAUAUUAGCGAAUAAAUAUUAAAGACGAUUGAUUCAAA